Fragaria vesca subsp. vesca is the source of this 1224-nucleotide messenger RNA. RefSeq names its product ent-kaurenoic acid oxidase 2-like. The transcript is spliced from 8 exons. Gene Ontology annotation, molecular function: iron ion binding; monooxygenase activity; oxidoreductase activity, acting on paired donors, with incorporation or reduction of molecular oxygen. The record is from RefSeq and is a predicted model, not a curated record. Gene Ontology annotation, biological process: brassinosteroid biosynthetic process; brassinosteroid homeostasis; sterol metabolic process. NCBI's taxonomy places the organism in Eukaryota, Viridiplantae, Streptophyta, Magnoliopsida, Rosales, Rosaceae. The coding region runs from base 1 to 1224 and encodes 407 amino acids.
AUGAUCAGAUACGGUGAUGGAGUAGGAAUGUAUAGAACUCAUCUAUUCGGAUCACCAACCAUUAUAACAUGCUUUCCAGAUGUGAAUAAGUAUGUGUUCCAAUCGGAGGAGACAUUCUUUCUCGAUUGGCCCAGAGUUGAACUCAUGGGUCAAAACUCUAUCGUUGCGGUUCAUGGACCGGCCCAUGUAAGACUUAGAAGAUAUGUUAUUGGUGUGAUUAAUCGGCCCGACUCUCUCCGACACAUUGCUCAAGUAGUCCAACCCCGGAUGAUUGCAGCACUCAAGUCAUGGGCCCAAAAGGGUAGAAUCAAAGCAUACGAUGAAGCUAAGAAGGUGACAUUUGAAAAUAUUGGGAAACUAUUUGCAAGUUUGGAGCCCGGACCUCUCCUAGAUACAAUUGAUGACCUGUUUACAGGAUUGAUCAAAGGAAUUAGGGCUCAACCGUUCAAUAUUCCGGGAUCUGCUUGUCACCAUGCUCGUCAGUGUAGGAAGAAGCUUGACGCCAUUUUCUGGAUGGAGCUAGAGAAGAAAAAGAAGAACCAAAAAGAAGUUAGCACAAAUGAUCUUAUGGAUGGGCUUAUGCAGAUUAAAGAUGAUGAGGGAAAUAAACUAGGUGACCAAGAAGUGAUAGAUAACAUUGUCAGUCUUGUUGUUGCUGGAUAUGCAUCUACUUCCCUUGCAUCAAUGUGGGCGAUAUAUUAUCUUGCCAAAUUCCCAAAUGUCCUCCAAAAGCUUCGGGAGGAGAAUAUGGCUAUACGUAAGACCAAGGAAGGAGAUUUCAUUACAAGUGAAGAUGUCUCCAAAAUGAAAUACACAAACAAGGUGGUGGAAGAAACAAUAAGAAUGGCUAACAUUGCAGCAUUCAUUUUCCGGACUGCUACCAAGGAUGCUGAGUACAAAGGUUAUAUUAUACCGAAGGGUUGGCAAGUGAUUGUUUGGGUUCGGUAUCUCCAUACAAAUUCGGAAUAUUUUGAUGAUCCUAUGUGUUUCAACCCAAAUCGAUGGAAUGAUCCAGCUAGACCAGGAACUUAUCAAGUUUUUGGCGGUGGAUCAAGAAUAUGUGCAGGCAAUAUGCUUGUUAGGAUUCAACUCGCAGUGUUUUUGCACCAUCUAUCUACAGCAUACGAGUGGAAAUUGCUCAAUCCAAACGCAGAAAUGGUUUAUCUUCCGCAUCCAACACCAAUCGAUAGGGUUGAUGUCUCGUUUAAAAGAAUCAAGAAAUGA